AUACCGAAGAAAUUACCUGCAAUGAAGAAGAGAAGACGUUACUAGCUGCAGUGGUGAAACAAACAACAUCAAAUGAAUUUCGUAACUCUCAAGACGCUGACACAAGUUUAAACAAAUGGAUCAGUUAUCAUAAGAACAAUGACUCUUCAUUCUCUCCUGAAGAACUGCCAUCCCAAGAUGAUCCUAGUAUCAAACUUUGGUUUGAUAAUUCUGGAGAAAUCCCUCGUCUACUAGUCCCAACUGAUAGACAGUUCGAAGUGUUUAAAGUUUUCCACGAUCCAGCUCAUAAUGGUUUCAAGUCAACUCAGAAGAACAUCUCGAAAAAUCACUAUUGGCCACGUCUCAAAUCUGAUGUGCGAGCUUGGUGCAAAAACUGCGUUGCUUGUCAGAAAAAUAAAGUCAGCAAACACACCCAUUCACCAAUCACAAAGCUGGAAAUUCCAUCUGACAGAUUCGCAUGUAUCCAUGUCGAUUUGGUUGGACCAUUACAUCCACCUGUAAAUGGAAAAAAUACUCUUUUUACAAUCAUUGACAAUUAUUCCGGAUUCAUGUCAGCCUUCCCACUUUAUUCAUCAG
Paramuricea clavata is the source of this 576-nucleotide messenger RNA. The record is from the annotation of a GenBank genome assembly. NCBI's taxonomy places the organism in Eukaryota, Metazoa, Cnidaria, Anthozoa, Malacalcyonacea, Plexauridae.